CAUUCACAGCUACUAUAUUUCUUGAAAAAUGGAUGCCUCUAAAAAUGAAGAGGUUUUCAAUGAUAAUAACACAACUGAGACUUACAUAACUAAUCAAAACAUUAUUACGGAUGCAUCUGGUCUUACAGAAUCACAAAAAUUUGAUUUGAUAAAGAAACAACUCGACAGAGCUAUGGAUUUACCUCCUGAAGUGCCAGGCCCAGACCAUAGGUCAGAUCCUGGAGAUUUUAACCCUCCUCCAAAUGGACACAAUUAUGUACAACCUAUUGAAGAUCCAUACAGUAGGGCAGUGAAAUACCUUGAGAAACACAAUAUUCUACCAUUAUUCCAGAGCUUAACAGCUGGUAUUGUUGAGCACUCACCUGUGGAUCCUCUGGAGUUUAUAGCCAAUGAAGUAGAAAGACUUCACAAUGAAGAACUAGUCAUAAAACAAAAAGCAGAGCAGGAGCAUCAAGCUAAGCUUGAAAAAAGGCGGAUUGAAAAGGACAAAAAGAAAAAAGAAAAAGAGGAAAGAGAAAAGGAGGAAAGAGAAAAUAAGCAACAAGAACUUGAAGAACAAAUUUUAAAACAAAAGGAAGCUUUAUUGCAAGAACAACAAGAUGAUAAUUCCAGUUCAGUGAGUCAAAAGAAUGACAAUGAUGAAACAAAUGAUGCUACAGAUACAGAAAACAUUGAGGAAAAAGACACAGGGGAUAAUGAUAACAUCAAUAGUGAUGUGGCAGAUACAGGGAACAUUGAAGACGAAGAUGGUAAAAUCAAUAGUGUAGAUAAUAACGAUAAACAGAGUGAAAGUGAAGUAAAAGACUCAGACACUGGUGACAAUCAUACAAAAAAUGUUGACACUGUUGAAAAGACAGUGGAAGAAAUUGAUUUCAAUAAAACUGAAUCAUAGUCUUCACCUUAUGCUUUCUCUAGAAAACCCCAUUGGUUUCUCUAGAGGGUUUGCAGCUCAUAAGGUCUUUCCAAUUAGGCAUAAUGUCACUAAUGUGUUAGGAAAGUAAAAAGAUGGCAGUGGUUUAAAGGCAAACCAAAGAGGAGUAUACAUUGGUAAACUAUGCUCCAGAUUGUCUCUUUCUUCACCAAGAGCAGAGCAAUGGUAAACAUUGAUUACUACCAGUAUUUUAAGUAGUGCCAAAAUACAUGGCUUUAAUCUCUGCACAUAAUGACAAAUAAUCAUGAGAGGAUCAUCAAUUGAUACAAUGAGUUUUUUUAUGCUCACUGAGUGGCACUGAUUCUACAUUCAUAAAUAUAUAAUAUAAGGCCAGUUUGUUUAGGUUGCUAAAAUGUGUGUGUAUAUCAGUAUAUUGUGUACGCAUGUUAAAGGUGUACCAAAACAGUGUUAUUGAUACAAGAUAUAUUGCCACAUGAUAUGAUAAUGCUAUAAAAGACAAUGUACGUUGCUGAAUGUGAAUCAAAAUAAACAGCACAAUAAAACCAUUUA
Messenger RNA from Owenia fusiformis, 1441 nucleotides. NCBI's taxonomy places the organism in Eukaryota, Metazoa, Annelida, Polychaeta, Sabellida, Oweniidae. The record is from the annotation of a GenBank genome assembly.